GCUCGGUGAAAGAAAAUUACAGAAGAGAAAGAAAUGGCGGCAACGAAGAGCAAGGCAGUCUACAAUGUAUACAGAGCGCUGACCCAUGGUCUAUCACCAUUGCUGUACCUUCACCUCCACUGGCGGAAACUCCGAGGCCUCGAGCACCCACUGCGAUGGCCUGAGCGUCUGGGCCGACCUUCCCUCCCUCGGCCCGAAGGCCCACUCAUCUGGUUCCACGCCGUCUCAUUAGGUGAAGGAAUGGCUGCGAUUCCUGUAAUCAAGCAAUGCAUUCAGCGGAGGCCUGAUUUAACUAUUCUGAUGACCACUACGACGUCAUCUGCGUUUGGAGUAAUAGAGAAACUUCUUCCAACUGGUGUCUUACAUCAGUUUUCGCCCGUCGAUACACCUUCUGCUGUGGACUCAUUCCUUGGUUACUGGAAGCCUAAUGUGAUUGUGCUUAUGGAGAGUGAACUAUGGCCAAAUUUAAUUAUGGCUGCUUCAGAAAAGGGUAUCAUGCUGGCAUUGUUAAAUGCUCGAGUAUCUACUAAAUCCUUUAAACGUUGGUCAGGACCAGUGCUUCUUCCACUUAUUUCAUUGAUGCUAUCAAAGUUUUCAUUGAUUUCCCCAUUGAGCAAUAUGCAGGCCAUCCACUUUCAGCUGCUGCAUGCCCCGCCUUUUGUGAUCAACUUUUCUGGUGACUUGAAGUAUGUGGUUGGAGAAUUUGACAUUUCUGAGGGAGAGAUCAAAAACAUGCAAGAUUUAAAAGUACACUGUGCCCACAGGAAGGUUUGGAUGGCUUCUUCCAUACAUAAGGGGGAAGAAGAAGUCAUACUUGGCAUUCACAAAGUGCUGCGACAAGAGUACCCUGACUUGUUAACUAUUAUUGUGCCUCGACAUCCACAGCAUGGAAAAGAGAUUGCUCAAAAAUUGUGGAAAGAAGGGCAUGGUGUAGCAUUGAGGUCUCAACGUGAUAAACUCUUAGGAGACACCAGUAUCUAUGUGGUGGACACAUUAGGUGAAUUGAAACACCUUUAUAAGUUAUCCCCCAUAGCUGUAAUUGGAGGUUCCUUCUUUCCUAGCCUUUCUGGCCAUAACAUAUCAGAAGCUGCUGCAGCAGGCUGUGCAACUUUGACUGGUCCUUACAUUGGGCAUUUUUCAAUCAUGGUACUGGAAAUGCAACGAUUAAAUCCUCUGUCAGUUCUGCAGGUUGGGGGAAAAUUAGAACUUGAAGAAGCUCUUAGAAAGCUGUUUAGUGAUGUCAAAGUCCUAGAAGCACAUUGUGCUGCAGCAAAACAAGUGUAUCAUACUCUAUCAAGUGGUGUGGUUCAAAACGUUUGGAAUCUAUUAGAUAUUCAGAUUCUCCAACGAGCUUUGAGCUAAAAAGUAAAAGAUCGUCAUACAACAACAGAAAUCUAGGCUUGGCAUAAUGGUAUUUCUAGGAAAAUAGAAAUAAUAGCAAUCGCAGAUAACUGUUGCUGCUGCUUCCACCACUGCUACAAUAAUCUCUGAUGAACUUCUCAGAAAGCCAUGAAGGGGGCAAGAGAAUUGAUUGCUGCUCGUUCCAACUCCAAGAGAGUGAAGUUUAUCUUCAAAAAGAAACUCGUCACAUGGCAUAGCUGAAGGGCCAGAGCUACCAUGACCGUACUCUUCAUAUGCUUGGUCUAGCAGCUGCCGUAGAACCGGGUGGUUCAGGAAAUCCAUUCUUUCAACAAACCUUCAUCUAGCUUCCCCUACUACUACAGCCAAGUGACCAGGAGGGACAUCCCGGGCUGGCUUCUUUUCACCAACUCCGGCAAGCCUCAGCUUCACAUGCAACCAUUCUUUUUCAGCUUCCAAUGUUGCAGAUCAUGCCUUGUCUAUAAUAUUGCUACGUGGGAGGAGCCAUAUCAAUGUGAAAUGACAACUCAAACAUUCUUGAUAAGGGUUGUUCAAGGUGGACGUGGGUAUUUAUUCUUGGGGCUCUCCGGUUUUUGCUUCAACAAUUUAUUCAUUUACCGUGCAAAGGCCUAAGGGAAAACACAAUAAGGUAAAGUAUCUUAUAACUGCUAAUUGCAUGAUAUAAAGAUAAUAUCGGGUGAAACGUGUCUUAGUGAUUUGGGUUUUCUGUUAGAUUUCCUGCAUUACCACCUUUGCUUAGUUUUUUUACUGGGAUAAAAGUGAAACCCUGAUAACUUGAUAUGAUUGACGUUAUCACAUCCUAACUUCUUUGUCCAUAACAAAUUUUGCUAAUAUGGCAAGCAGUUGGCAGAAUUGUAGUACUUCUUUACCUUUUUUUGGUGACUCAAUUGUAGAGAACUUGAAAUGCAAGGGAUCUCUGCAUUUGGAACUUGAAAUGCAAGGGAUCUCUGCAUUUGGAUGAAAUUGAAUCCUUAAGAUAGGACAGAAUUAUGGCUAGCAUGUGUCGGUCGGGGAGUCCUUGGGACCAUGAUCUUAUUUUCAUGGGCUCUCAUAAAGGAGGAUUCUCUCCUCUCCUAUUCCCAUGCACGCAUCACAUGCAUUGGUGGGUGGACAUAUUCUUCAUACCACAUACGUAUGUAGGAGUCUCUGUUGUAUUGUCAAAUUUUUCAUGUUUUUGCGUAUGUGACAUGUCGUCUGUUGGGGUGGCAACCUGGGGGUUUGGGUGCCGGUGUUUUAUAGUAGAACGAUGUAUGACUCGUUGUAAAGAAUUUAAAGAGUUACAUAUUUUUCUUUCAUGAAUUCAUGCUGUUUGCUCUAGGUUAUUUAGUCUUUGUUAUGGUUAUUUAGAAACAAACUAGCAAAGGGGAUAAUCUCUAAACCCUAUGUUUGGACGAGAAACUUUCAAGGUCUCUAGAAACUUUAAACUUGAUUGUUAAAAAUGCAUUAGGAGAACAAUACCAGUGAACUAUUCAAACCCUACAAUGUUAUUACUAAAACACUAUAAAUGCACUACAAAACACUAAACAAGUACUUUCAAAUGACACAUUGCACUCAAAUGUAUUGCAGUUAGUUAUUUCGAGUCCUCUAUCUAAUUUCUGUGGUGCAUUCCGAAUAAAGUUGGGCUAAGUUCCAUGGAUUUUAAAGUCCCUCGUUCAAACGCACCAUAACGGCAACGUUGGUGUUUAGGAUUGGAUUUAAUUGCUCACUAGAUUCAAAAUAUGUUGAAAUAAGAAAUGAAAGUCAACUUCUACAUUAUGUCUAGUUAAAGAAGCUAGAUGGAUUAAUCACUGUAUCAACAUCUUAUAACUAAUACAGUCUCCCUUCAAUUUGGACAAAAUUUAGAGUAGGCGUUCGUUUCUUACUUCAACAUACUUUGAAUUUGGCAUGUUCAAUUCUAGGAACUAAAGGUGGCCUAAAUUUGAUGCUCUUGAACAAUUUUUUUUUUUUUUUGCUUCCAUGUUACGUGACAAGUUGAGAGAUAAGUAGCGUUCAUUUAAAAAUUUGUCUUGCAUACAAAAUUCUAGUUAUAACUAAAAGAUUGUCGUACAUUAUAUGUUUUAACUGAACAACGGUUCUCAUACUCAACUUACUACUUGGCAGGAAAGUCUCAACAAAUUUAUUUUCCUUCCAUUAGAGAUCCAAACAUGUGCAAAAGCAUAAAUAGUUUGGAAAGUUAAAAGGUGGAUACAAUGAGUACUUUUUUUUUUAUCAAACAAUAGAUUUUAUUGGAUUAGAUAUUAGAUUAGCAUUGAUAGGGUUCGACCCACACCGUCAUGCAAGAGCUCAACUCAUUUCCAACAAUGUGGUAAAUGGCCACUUGCGACUUGAUUUCAUGGAUCAACAACUUGUAGGCAGCUUUUCAUCAAGAAGAACCUGAAAGAAUUACAGAUUAGGCCUUAA
Messenger RNA from Malus domestica (apple), 3780 nucleotides. The record is from RefSeq and is a predicted model, not a curated record. NCBI's taxonomy places the organism in Eukaryota, Viridiplantae, Streptophyta, Magnoliopsida, Rosales, Rosaceae.